AGUUGCAGGUCGCGCAAGCCAGCUUCUUUCCCAGGCAACGGACGGAAGACGAAGCUCAGAUCUGAAGGGGAAUCAAAAUUAGGGUUUCCCCCUGCUCGCCCCUCCAAUGAAGGGCGGCCGCCUUCACCGUCUGGAGCGGCCGGCCGCCGCUCACACGACCACUGCCACGCCCGCUCCGGUGCCCGCCGAUGAUUGGGGGGACGGCUCGUGGACGGUGGACUGCUCGUGCGGCAUCACGUAUGACGACGGAGAGGAGAUGGUGAGCUGCGACGAGUGCAACGUCUGGGUGCACACGCGGUGCGCCCGCUACCUCCGCGGCGUGCACAUCUCCUUCUCGUGCCACAACUGCAAGGCCAAGCGCGCCCCCUCCACCGCCGACGAGGCCGAGGUCGCCGAGCUCCUGGCUGAGCUGCCCACCCACCGCCCGCGGCCGUUGUACCGCCGAUGGGCCGAAGUCCCUCUCCCCUCGCGCGUCCAUGUACACGGGCUUCCGGGCGGUACAGACGCCACCCUGUUCCGCGCCGCCACGCCCUCUCCUGUCUUCUCGUCCGCCCUAUGGCGCUGCGCUGGCUACGUCCCCAAGAGAUUCGGCUUCCGGUACUGCGAAUUCCCCUACUGGGCUGAUGACAAGGACGGCGCCAACGCUCUUUUCGCUCUGGCUAGAGAGAAGCGGAAGGAGGAGGCAGAGACUAGGUUUUCCCUUCCCCUUGGAGCCGCACAUAAGGACAAGAAUUAUGUCCGGACUCUGAGUGCGUGUGGCGAUAAGGCGGAUGGCGUUGAGCAUUCUGGGAACGAUGACACAAGGAGGAAAUCUCCUUCGAGCGAUGCAAAGAAGAGAGGAGCAUCCAUUAGCGCUGUACAUGCUGAUACUUUGGACAAUGAUUGUGCGCUGAAAAGGGAUGCUGAUGUGCCUGAUAUUGAGCAUCAGUAUGCUGAAAUAAACAUGGUAAAUUCUGAUUUUCAUGUUCUUAUGGAUGCUAAGAAGAGUACCGUUACAUCAUCAGAAUGGGGUGGGGAUAAUAAGUGCUCCAUCUCCAAGGAAAUUACUGGGACGCUAAAGAAGCAUGAACCUAAGGAAUCCAUGACAUUAGUGAUCUCCUCGGAAGUUGAAACAGUGCCAGCCGUAGCAGAGCAAGAAGUUUACUCACGAUUUGUGAAGGUAGAGGGCAGCAUAUAUGAAGAACAGAUUGAGGGGAAUAAAAAUGUAGGCUUACAGGCUGGCAUAGGAUCGACUUCAGUUGCGAAAAGGGAUGAUGUUAAAUCAUCUAAUGGAGAUAUCCCAAGUGAUGCCGGUACUGAGAAAAUGCACGAGGAUCUGGGACUUCAGAAGCAGUCAAAUCAAAAUUCUUCAAAUUUACAAGCUGUUGGUGUAUCGGAUUUGCAGGCUAAUCAAUCAAAACCAUUGAAUAUUAAAAGCGAGGCUACACACGAUCAUGAGAGAACCGAGGCUAUCCAAUUCAUAAGUGAUGAGCAUAAAAGUGGGAAACAAGGUCGAGGUGAUGCUGCAAGUUUUUCAAUCCUUCAAAGGCAUCCAUCCAAGUUAGCUUCUGAUUUGGUUUCUCAACAUCCAAAGUCUGAAACACAAAAUCAGAUGCAGAUAAUACCAGAGCAUCCAAACUCAAGUCUAGGUACUGCGAAAGUUUGUACAACAUCUUCUGGUCCAACUUCUACCUCUUUUGAGUUACCAUGCUCUUCGGUAUCCAAAGAAAUGUCACCAGAAGGAUCUAGUGUUCGUUUGAUAAAAAAGGAUCAGACAAGAUUGGUCUCAUCUGCUGACAGUGAAAAUGAUAUUGCAAAAAUUCCUGAGGAGAGUUCCCAGGAGCGUACAAGAUCCUCUGAGAAGGUUCAAUCGAAAGGCUCCGUUCCUUCUGCACCAAAAUCAUCUCAAGCAAGCAGAACAUAUGUGUCUUCUGUCAAGCAUAGAUUGAUAGUGCCAAAAGAGCAGUCGCAAAAGACUGCAUCUGAAGGAAGCAUUCCACCAAGGUCAUUACAAGGUGAAGCACCCUUUCAUUCUCGUAAUAAGGGAAUGCCUUUGAGCUUUUACCAGAGAAAGGACAAGAUCCACCACCGCUCUACUCAUACCACACAUGAGACUUCCAAUUGUUCAGUAUCGACUGAGCUGCAAUCUACUGAAAUGACAGCUUCAUUGAGUGAUGAACAGCUUGCAUUGUUAUUACAUCAACAGUUGAACAGCUCCCCCAGAGUACCAAGGGUGCCACGUUGCCAUCAAGCAACUACCACGCAGAUGCUACAUUCUACUGGGGCUAGCGUGUUCUCAAAGCGGUCUUCAGCACAUGGAGGAAGGGAUCAAGCACCGGUCUUAAAGAAGAGAAACAAAGAUGAUGCGUGGAGAGAUAAUGAUGAUACCAAGAGGACAGGAAAGGUGUCUUAUGUUGAACGGAGGCAUAGAGAUUGUAGCAUGGAACAUGCUCUUGCUGGGAAAGAGUCAUGCAAAUUUGCUGAAAAUAUAGAAUCAGAACAGCAAAAUCGUGGCAUUUGUUCGACUGGACCCACCACUGGUUUAGGAAAGGAUGCUCCAAUGGAUAGCAGUUUUUUACGUGAUUUACCUGGGUUGAUUGAUGAAAUCAUUAGCAAAAACAUAAAUAUAACAUAUGGUGAACUGUGCAAUGCUAUUCGCCAGCAUCAGGGGGAUUUAAGUAAACCCAACAUGGAAGACAAUGCAAACCCCAGCUUUUCACAUGCUGUCAACGAUUGUCUUAGGAACAGGGAUGACUGGGUUCAUCUUCUUGACCAGGCUCCAAUGAUGAAUCCAAACAAGCGCCGGAAGGUAGAGGAAAGUGACUCUCUGUCAGCGGAUGUACUAGCAACAGAGAAGAUGAGUAAAGGGGCUAAAAGGGGUCCAGAAGACGUGAAUGCUGAGUUGCACCAAGAUAUUCUGCCAAGAGGCAAGCGCAAAGCUCGGAAAUGCAGGCGACUUGAACUAAAAGGGAGGAGAGUCAACGAUACAAGGAGGAGAUCUAGCUUUGGUUCAGCCUCUGAUGAUGAUGCUGCCACUUUGUCGGAUUCUGGUAGUGACAGAAACGACACCGUGAAUAAGAGCCUAGAAGAUAGUUUGGUUGCUCCUGAUCAUGGUGGUUACAUGGAAGCUAAGAGUGCAGAUUCAAGUUCAUAGAGGUUGGUCGAUGCAAUGCUGCUGGCGGUACAUUGUUCUGAAACUGAAUCCGGCCGGGUUCCUUUCUGGCCAUUGAAUGUUGUGAUAAUGUGAUGGAUGGUUUCUUGGGGCACACCUUCCCUUGAACUGGACUGGAGGUGGUGAAGAAUAGUCAGAUUUAGUGACCGCUGAUCGGUUCUUGUGACAAUAGUGUAACAUGUUAAUUUCUCGCCAAACUGUGAUGCAGGUAGAUAUGUUGGUAGUGUACCAUGUAAGCAAUUUGUAGUGCCCGAUUGCGCCCAAGAUAACAAGCAUUAUAUAUAUCUAGUUAUUUUGGGGCGGGUUGGUUAAUGACCUAAGCAAAAAUUUCUACAA
Messenger RNA from Oryza brachyantha (malo sina), 3487 nucleotides. RefSeq lists its product as uncharacterized. The coding region runs from base 107 to 3133 and encodes 1008 amino acids. The transcript is spliced from 9 exons. Lineage: Eukaryota; Viridiplantae; Streptophyta; Magnoliopsida; Poales; Poaceae. The record is from RefSeq and is a predicted model, not a curated record.